Messenger RNA from Aspergillus wentii DTO 134E9, 1785 nucleotides. It is a transcript of the gene abr2, whose product is annotated as laccase abr2. Lineage: Eukaryota; Fungi; Ascomycota; Eurotiomycetes; Eurotiales; Aspergillaceae. Gene Ontology annotation, molecular function: oxidoreductase activity; copper ion binding. The record is from RefSeq and is a predicted model, not a curated record. The transcript has 6 exons. The coding region runs from base 1 to 1785 and encodes 594 amino acids.
AUGGCUUUGUUGAAGAAGUCUCUCCUGGCGCUCUUUGGCGCUGGGUUACUCCCUUCAGCGUUGGCUAAAUUGGUCAAGUUUGACUUGGAUUUGACCUGGCAGACAGGCUCGACAAAUGGCAAUCCACGCGAGAUGGUUUUCAUGAACGGAGAGUUUCCCGGUCCUCCGUUGAUCCUGGACCAAUAUGAUGACGUCGAGUUUUACGUUUACAACCACUUGCCCUUCCAGGUCACUGUCCACUUUCAUGGAAUUGAGAUGCUGAACACUCCCUGGUCGGAUGGAGUACCUGGGCUAUCGCAGAAGCCCAUCGAGCCCGGAGACUCGUUCAUCUAUAAAUGGAAAGCUACACAAUAUGGAACUUACUGGUAUCACUCCCAUGCUCGGACGACGUUGAUGGAUGGACUUUAUGGACCGAUCUGGAUCAACCCUGCCCCCGGGACUCCAAACCCUUUCCACUUGAUCUCAAAUGAUACCGAGGACUUGGAAGCCAUGCACAAGGCAGAGAGCAACCCCAAUCUUAUGACUUUGUCUGAUUGGUCCCACUUGACUUCAGAAGAGUUCCAGGCAAUUCAGAUCGACAGUGGAAUGGACCUUUUCUGCAUGGAUAGUAUCCUGAUCAAUGGUCGAGGAAGUGUUUAUUGCCCGGGAGAAGACUUCAUUGCCAGCUUGGAGACCGAUUAUCUCAAGGGUGCAAUUGACAACCAGCCAUUGACAGACAAAGGAUGCUACCCUAACAUUUACAAGACACAGGGUGAUUUCCCCAACGAUGAGUCGAAGAUUCCUGCGGGAGUCAAUUCUGGCUGUGUCCCAGCCGACGGGCCAAAGGAAGUCAUUGAGGUCGAUGCCGCUGAUGGGUGGGCAAGUUUCAAAUUCAUCAGCGCAGCAUCCCUAAAGUCACUCAUUGUGUCCAUUGACGAGCACCCAAUGUGGAUCUACGAAGUUGACGGCCAUUAUAUCGAGCCACAGCUUGUCCACAUGAUGUCCAUGUUCAACGGUGAACGUUAUUCGGCCAUGGUCAAGCUCGACAAAACACCCAAGGACUACACGAUCAGAGUUCCCGACACCAACGGUGAUCAGAUCAUCUCUGCGUUUGCAACCAUGAGAUAUAAGGGGGGGCAAGAUCUCGGGGAGUCGAAAGGCUACGUUGACUAUGGCGGACAGAACACAACUGCCGACGUUAUCCCACUGGAUUUGAAGACCCUGUGGCCAUACCCUCACAUUCCCAUUGCUCAACACGCCGACCAGUUGAUCAACCUGACAAUGGGCCGCAUGAACAGCUCGUACCAGUGGACUCUCGAAGGCAGUGCACUCUACGACAUUGAGGCCAAUUAUGACCACCCGAUCCUGCAUGAUCUGUCAGCCCAGCAGUACGAGCCAGAACGACUUGUUAUCUCAACCAAGAACGGAACUUGGGUGGAUGUCCUUCUGCAACUGGGAGUAUUUCCUCACACUCCCCCGAUCCAAGCGCCUCAUGUCAUCCACAAGCAUUCAAACAAGGCCUUCAUCAUUGGAUUUGGUGUUGGGUUCUUCAACUGGACCACUGUCGAUGAAGCAAUCGCUGCACAGCCAGACUCUUUUGAGCUUGAGCACCCUCAGCUGAGAGACACUUUCGUAUCCAACGGUCCUACUGGCCCCGCUUGGAUGCUCAUCAGGUAUCCCGUUGUCAACCCAGGCCCUUUCUUGAUGCACUGUCACAUUGAGACCCACUUGGGUAAUGGAAUGGGUGUUGCUCUACUUGAUGGCCCCGAAAGCUGGCCACAGGUGCCACCAGAGUACGCUAUCUAA